Molecule: messenger RNA, 1039 nt
Organism: Panicum virgatum (switchgrass)
Lineage: Eukaryota; Viridiplantae; Streptophyta; Magnoliopsida; Poales; Poaceae
Exons: 1
Coding region: 145-798 (217 amino acids)
Source: RefSeq, a predicted model, not a curated record
CAUCCCUCUCUCCCCACAACUUCAAAGCCACAUUUCUACAUCUUCUAGCAACAACUUCCCCACCCUGUCCCUCAAUUUCCAAACCCCAAGCUCUAUUCUUGGUCAAACAAACUGCAUCGAUCUCUCAAGGAGAGCCAAAGGACAAUGCUGGACAAGGAAGACAGGACGAGGAUGCUCCCCAAGAGCUCGAGCCAGAAGACGCUCCGGGCCGCCAUGCUGGAGGAGCGAGCCACCAUGGCCAGCCGCCUCCUCUCCAAGGACCCCUCCGUCUCCAACCCCUCCUUCCGCGUCUACUACGGCGUCGCCUCCGCAGGCUCGGUGCCCUUCUUGUGGGAGUCGGCGCCGGGCACGCCCAAGAACUCCAUCUCCAACACCACCCUCCCGCCGCUCACCCCGCCGCCGUCCUACUACAGCAACAAGGGCGCCGCCAAGACCAAGUUCUCCAAGUCCCAGUCGUCCAAGAAGCUCUUGUCUUCCUCCAAGCCGGCCAGCUUCGUCCAAAGCAUAUUCCCCAAGCUGCGCAGGAGCCACGCCAUGCCAUUACGGUCAUCGACAUCGGCGCAGCCGUCCAAGGAUGGCGCACAGGUGCAGUGCACCCGGGGCCGGAACAGGCUGCUGGCGAGCCCGCGGUCGUCGUUCUCGUCGAGCUCGAGGGGUGAUGACGAAGAUGACGGUGGUGCGGCGUCGUCGCCGACGUCCACGCUGUGCUUCCGGACGCGGCAAUCCGGAAGCGGCACCGGGAGGCUGCAUGGGCUGCUGGCGUCCGUGGUCGGAGGGCAAGGUACCGCUGCCUCUUGAUUAGGAUUUGGAUCUCCCAGUGUUCUUGGUGACAUUUUUCUCCUGGUCGGCCGUGCUGCGUCGUCUUGCAUACUGUACUUACCUUGAGGAAAUUACAAUGAGGGGGCUUUGUACGUUAUACGACAUGGGAUAUGAACAAUGUAGUGGGUAUUUUUAGUAGGACGCACUCAAAACAGGUGAUGUUGAAUUCUUAUUUGUUCAUGCUGAAGCCAAAAUAAAGUGUCUUAUAUAUACAGAUCUA